This is a messenger RNA of Candidozyma duobushaemuli, 957 nucleotides long. It is a transcript of the gene GVP36, whose product is annotated as Gvp36p. Lineage: Eukaryota; Fungi; Ascomycota; Pichiomycetes; Serinales; Metschnikowiaceae. The coding region runs from base 1 to 957 and encodes 318 amino acids. The transcript has 2 exons. The record is from RefSeq and is a predicted model, not a curated record.
AUGUCUUUCAAUUUCUCCAGCUUCACCAACAACUUGAAGGACCUUGGUGACAAGGUCUCUACCGAAUUCAACAAUGAAUUCAUGCCCUUUGCUCAAAGGACUUCAAGAAUGGUCCAGGAGAGAAUGGGCAAGGUUAAUGUUGACGAAAUCAGUCAAUUACCCGAGGAGUAUCGUGAAUUGGCUGACAAGUGUAACAAUGUCGAGAAGUUGUACAGAAAUGUUUUGAAAAUCACCCACAACUAUGAGUCGGAGUCAUAUGACUACCCUACCAACUUGCAAGAAUCAUUCACUGAUUUCAGCAAGAACAUCACAAACAGAGUGUCCAACUUGUCCAAGGCAACCACUCCAGCAGAAGCACAGGCCGCAUUGAUUAAUUCUGAACAUGGCGAAUUCAAGCCUCCCAAGACAUUGUAUCACGCUCUCGCCCGUGCCACGGAUGGUUCUCAAAGACCAAGACCCUUGAUCAAAGCCUUAGAUUUGUACUCCGGCAACUUGAACAAAAUCGCCAAUGCUAGACUCGGUCAGGAUCAGUUGAUCAAAAACAAGUUCAACAAGCCAUUGACCUCAACGUUGAGAUCUUUGCUCUCUCAAAGCUCGAACAUCCAGAAAAAAGUCGAGCAGAAGAGAAUAGACUAUGAUUUGGCUAGGCAAGCUUUGACUAACUGCACGAAUCCUUCCAAGGAGCCUCAAUAUAGGGUCGCCAUGGAAAACGCAGAGGACGAGUUUGCAAACACAGUAGAGGACGGUAUCAGUGUCAUGCAGAAUGUUUUGGAGCACGCCAAGCCUCUCGAAGAGCUUUUGGAAUUGAUCAAGGCGCAAUUAGCCUACCACAAGUUGGCCUCUGAGUUGUUGGGCAACAUGGUUGGCGACUUUGAGGGCUUGAUUGAAGAAAACAAAAACGCACUGGGUAAAGGCUCUGGCCAGCGCAACUCCGAGUCCGGCGAUUUCGAUAUCUAG